Messenger RNA from Galleria mellonella (greater wax moth), 1582 nucleotides. RefSeq names its product facilitated trehalose transporter Tret1-like. Gene Ontology annotation, cellular component: membrane. The transcript is spliced from 3 exons. The record is from RefSeq and is a predicted model, not a curated record. Lineage: Eukaryota; Metazoa; Arthropoda; Insecta; Lepidoptera; Pyralidae. Gene Ontology annotation, biological process: transmembrane transport. The coding region runs from base 51 to 1571 and encodes 506 amino acids. Gene Ontology annotation, molecular function: transmembrane transporter activity.
AUUUAACGCAUGUGUUGUUAUUUAACGUAAAGAAUAAAUUAAAUUUUAUUAUGAAUAAUUGUGAUUAUGAAGUAAUAAAUGCAAAUGAAGGAGAAGAUGCAGGGAAUAACAAGUUGUCAAGGAAACCCUUAUUUCGUCAGUUGCUAGUGUGCAGUGGAAUAUGGACAACUUACUUUUACGCCGGACUAUCUAUGGGUGCACCGACAGUGUUCAUACCACAAAUAAGACAAAACAUGGAAUCCUUUGGCUCCAUCAACACUGAGAUGGCAACGUGGCUAACUUCUAUUCUGGGCUUCGGAUCAGCGAUAUGGGUUCCUAUUUUAUCCAUAUCAUCAAAUUACUUGGGACGAAGGACACCAUACAGAGUAAUAUGUGUUUUAUGUUUUAUUGCCUCUAUCCUAUUAUAUUAUAGUAGAACUAUAAUGCACAUUUUAAUAAGUGAAUUAAUUGCAAGUACGUCAUUCAGUGCCCAGAUAACAUUACUUCUAUUGAUUUUCUCUGAGUAUACAUCACCACAGUAUAGAGGAGUGUUUUUAACAUUAAAAUCUGCUACUCUCCUUUGGGGAGUCUGGGUGUCCAAUACGAUUGGGACAUACUUUUAUUGGAAAGAUAUUGCUUUACUGCAAAUAAUUUGUUCCCUGUAUACUAUUAUAGUUGCAUUUAUUAUCCCAGAGUCUCCAUUCUGGUUAGCAUGUAAAGGUAAAUUUGAAGAGUGUGAAAUAUCGCAUCGUUGGCUUAAAGGAACUGAUGAAAAGUCUGAAAAGGAAUUGAUUGAUUUAAUUGAUUUCCACAAAGGAAACAAUGAUCGAGCUACUAACACAAGUAUAUCCAAAAUGGACAGCAUUAAAAAUUUUUUCGUUUGUGUUAAGUCGAAGGAAAUAUAUAAACCCAUUUUGUUGUCUAUGCUUAUACAAUUACUGUUUGAAACUACUGGUAAAAUUAUGUGCAGCAUUUAUAUAUUAGAUCUUAUUAAAGAAAUAUCUAAUAGUGAAUCUAUGGCGUAUACAACUAUGUUAAUAUUGGAUGCUAUAACCGUACUGGCCUUGUAUAUCGGUUGUGGAUUGUCUAAAAUUUUAAGAAGAAAGGCCAUGUUAACAGCAAGUACUUCAGUGGGAGUGAUAUUUUUGUUUUUUAUAUCUACUUAUUUAUAUAUGAUCGAAUAUUCAACUGUCAAUGAGAACAAAUAUGUAAUUUUAGGAUUUCUUAUGAUUUAUUCACUCGGUAUUGGAUGCGGCCCCAUGUUAUUGAUCUCCACUAUUACCUGUGAAAUAUUACCUUUAAAAUUUAGGAAUACCUGUACUUGUAUAAUAAGUAUGUACGAUCGAAUUUUAAUGGGUUUAGGCUUAAAGUUUUCACCGUAUAUAUUUUCUGUGCUAGGCUUGCCUAGUGCAUUUUUCUUAAGCGGAGUCUUAACCUCUAUUUGCUUAUAUCUUCUCAAUAUAUAUUUACCUGAGACAAAAGAUAAAACACUUCAAGAAAUUUCGUUAGCUAUUUGUGGACAAGAUGAUAGAAACCAUAAAAUAAUUAAAUACAAAUUUAGUAAAACAGAGGAAAUAUUAACUAGGGAAUGAAAUUCAUAAUA